Molecule: messenger RNA, 1485 nt
Organism: Vanessa atalanta (red admiral)
Lineage: Eukaryota; Metazoa; Arthropoda; Insecta; Lepidoptera; Nymphalidae
Exons: 5
Coding region: 1-1485 (494 amino acids)
Biological process (GO): intracellular signal transduction
Source: RefSeq, a predicted model, not a curated record
AUGGAUGUACCACAUAUACCUCGUAACUCCAGAGAUUGGGACUCCAUCGACAUAUUUGUGUUUUCAAAUGGACAACAAUAUUCGCCUCCAAGAAAGUAUCAUUUGGAAUCUGACGAUUUGAAAUGCUGGGAUGCCACUAAAUCUUUCUUAGCAAGAUCUCAAUAUGGCUCCAAGCAUUCUGCUAUAGAUCUAUAUUUACUAGACGGGAAAAAAAUUGAAGGUCCUUUAGAGCUAAAGAAUUCUGCAGCUUACGUUGCCGUCGAACCACCUGACACGUUUAUUCCAGCAGGUUAUGAGAAAUACCUGUACAAAGCAUCCAGAUCCUGGGAAAAACGCCAAGGACAGUUAUCCAAUAGCUAUAUGGUAGAAAGAACAGAUAAAACGGGGACAUUUUUGGACAUCACUACGAUCGAACAAAUAGAGAGGAUUGUUUCUUUGAAAUCGGAUACUUCUAUAGCGGAUCCAACUAAAACAGACAAUCAGCCCCAAAGAACUGUCGAAAAACCUACAUUUUCCAAAUUGAACUCAGCUAAGAUUGACAAAUUAUUUCAAAAGAAAAAACCUAGUGACAAUGAAAGAAAUUCAAGUUUAAGUAAAAAGCGCUUAUCUCCUUCAAAACUCACUAAAAAUGAUUUCGUAAAGACAAAAAACAUACUCAGACCCCAAAAAUGCGUUAUUAAACAACAACCAUUAUCACCCCAAUAUUCACGGAACCAAAGAAAACCAAUUCGCGGAAAUAGAGUUGAAUGUAAAGCUAAUCAAAAAAUAAAUAAUCUUUUUCCCUUACAAACAGAAAAUAAUGCUAAAUUGAAUCCUAAUAUCUUAAAUAAUACGAAUGUUAGAAAGGAUAUUAUCGAAAGUAUACCUAAUAAAGAUUUAAUAAAUGGAUCACAAGUUUACAAAAACAAUCAAAGUGACGAUAAAUCAAUACUCCUUGAAGCAAAUCCAAAUAAAAUAACAGUUGAUGGCAAUUCUACAAAAAAAAUAUUUGAAGUAAGUAAAGAUAACGAAUUAAAUGAUAUGAUAAUUCCAUGUGACACGAAUAACGCGACAUCUAAAUAUAUGACCGGCGAACAGACCGACCAGUUACCACUCGAUUGUAACAAAAAAAAUCUUAAUAUAAAACUCAGAAUACAAUUAGAAGAUUUGAGAAGUCCAUUGCCAUCUGAAGACAAUAAUACCUUAGAAAAAGAUAGAUCACUUAUUACAUUAAUAAAAAAAGAAAUGGCGUCACAGAUAAACAUCGAUGUAAUAUUAGGUAAAGAUAUACUAACUUUAAACAAUUACUUAUUUCUAAAUGGAAAAUCUAAAGAAUCUAACAUAAAUAAACACGAAGAAUGUGUUCCUAGCAAUGAUGACCUAAAAGAUAUAUUCGUUCAUUGCACAUACGACAACUUUUAUCCAAAACUCCUAAAAGAAGAUUCACGUCGACAAAAUAUUUUCAUAUUACCGAGAGAAAUGAACGAGCAUUUAAUGAAAAGGUAA